AUGGCGGGCAUUCCCACUUAUUCUAUGAUUGACAAUAGGCCGCACCCCCGGGCCUCCUCGGUCUAUUCCGGUAGACCGAAUUUUCUCAUGACACCCGGGGAUAUCGGAAUCUUGAAGUCCACUCUUUUGCCAUCGUGUGGCUUUUAUUUCAGCCUCUCCAUCGCUGCCUAUGGGAUCGCAAAGGUGACUGAUCAUGUUGAGAUCAAGGACUGGCUCUGGCCGUCCGGCCAAGUUCUCAAUGCAUGGUGGAACGCUAUCGGCAGACCCAUGUACGAAACGAACAUCUCUCUCCCGGAUGCUUGGAGAGGUCUCACUUGGACUGAGAAGCUUUUACUUGGAGGCGUGACACUUUGGGGGACCAGGCUGUUCGCGCGCAUUGUAAGUCGAUCUCUGGCCCGCGGGAGAGACGAUCCGCGGUAUGAUGCUUGCAAAAAAGAUCUGGAUUUCUGGAAACUGGCGCUCUUCAGAUUUUUUCUUCCAGAAGCUGCUUUUCUCAGCGUCAUCUCGCUGCCAGUAACGGUGCCAUUCUGUAUGGGCGACACUACUCUGUCGCUCGAGACGAAUUCACUAAGCGUCAUUCGCGCGCUUGGCGUCGGACUGUUCAGCUCUGGCUUUGCCCUGGAAUUAAUAGCUGAUGCUCAACUGGAGCUGCACCGUAAGGAACGCGAGGACCUAUGCCGCCAUGGGGUCUGGAGUUUGGUACGACAUCCAAACUAUCUUGGUGAUGCUCUUGUCCACCUGUCAUUCGUAAUACUCAACUUGACUGACUCUUUCAAUCCAAUUGUACUUUUGGGACCGUUGGCCAACUAUUGUUUCCUGCGUCUAGUGGGAGGAGAUAAACGUGGCGAAGAAACCCAGCAGAAACGGUAUGAGGCUAGUGAUCCUCAUAAAUAUGCGCAACUAAAGGAUUGGUGCGAGGAGAAAAACAGCUUUUGGCCAUCCCUGCGAGACUUGGCGAAUCCUUGGUCUUUGGCUGUCCUGGGAUGUGGCCUGAUUGGAGUCGUUCUGGAGGAAUUCGUUCGAACUACUUUCACUAUGCGGUAG
Molecule: messenger RNA, 1044 nt
Organism: Penicillium macrosclerotiorum
Lineage: Eukaryota; Fungi; Ascomycota; Eurotiomycetes; Eurotiales; Aspergillaceae
Product: DUF1295 domain protein
Exons: 2
Coding region: 1-1044 (347 amino acids)
Cellular component (GO): membrane
Source: RefSeq, a predicted model, not a curated record